Molecule: messenger RNA, 1081 nt
Organism: Vigna radiata var. radiata (mung bean)
Lineage: Eukaryota; Viridiplantae; Streptophyta; Magnoliopsida; Fabales; Fabaceae
Product: THO complex subunit 7A
Exons: 3
Coding region: 129-854 (241 amino acids)
Biological process (GO): mRNA export from nucleus; mRNA processing
Cellular component (GO): THO complex part of transcription export complex
Source: RefSeq, a predicted model, not a curated record
UUAACAUAUGGCCCGUUCUUUCCCCCUUCUCCGCACACGAAGCAGCAGAAAACCACUCUUACUAUUCUCCGCGGCGAAGGCGAAGGCGAAGGCAUCAGAACACCACCGCGCACCCCAAAGGGAUCGCUAUGCUGGGAAAGACGAGGAAGGUUUCGGCGCGUGGCGAGGCCGUGGCAGCGAACUACGCGUUUGGCCCUGCAGAAGAUGACGUAAUCAUCAAACACCGGCUUCUCACGCGCACGACGACCACCAGGGGCGACCCUCCCUUGAAGAAGCUUCAAAAGAAGUUCACCUCGUUCGUCUCCGAGGUUGAUAAAGACGACGACAACUACAACGAUUGCGAAAAACUCGCCAGAGCCUUCUUGCAGGAGCUGACGACCUUCGAGAUUCCGCUUCUAAAGAGCAAGGCGAUAGUGGAGGCCAACGUUAGGGAGAAGGAGAAUUUCAACGAAUUGAAGGAAGAGAUGAAUCGCCAGAUCCUGCAGGCGCAGGCCGACAUUGAGGAUCUGAAGAAGCAGCUGGAGGAGAGCAAGGUCGAGAGGCGGCACAAGGAGGAGUGCGAGGCUAUUAGGAAGUUGAUUGCGCUGCAGCCACCCAGGUCGGAGACAAUGAAGGUUAUUUCGGAGUUGGAGAAGGAAAUUGCGGCGCUGGAUACGGAGAACACGGCUGGUUCCAGGUUGUUGGAGCUCAGGAAGAAGCAAUUUGCAUUGUUGUUACAUGUGGUGGAUGAGUUGCAAAACACAAUUGAGGAAGAGCAGAAGAGCCUAGUUGAGGAAAUGAGAAUGGCAACCGAGGAGCUUAAGAAUGGGCUGGAGGACACAAGUGGGGCGGAAGCAAUGGCAAUUGACCAGUAACUAAAUCGAGCUUCAAUCUUCCUGUUGUAACAUUUUUUACAUUUCAGUCUUGGAUUUUGUACCCACAGUCAUUAGGAACCAUAUGUAAUUAUUGUGCUAAUGCUUAGACCUUAGUAAUUCUAAAUGCAUUUUUGAUAUUAGAAAGAAAAAGUAAUACUCAGGCAUUUUGUUUGGAUUUUUCUAUCAAAAUUUGUGUAUUCCUUCGCCAUAGUUGGAGUUUUUUUCCA